AUGGGAGUACGGCGGGGCUCGAUGAUCCACGCAGCCUGGUCUUCGUGCCUCGAGGUAGUUGAAGUCAUCUGCACCGCCACGGGUGGCGCGUGCAUGUUCUACGGUGUGGUCGUGGGCAUCCGUGAUACCCUCGAGUGGGACUGGCUGGACGAUCGUCAAACUUUGUGGGUCUUUGAAGACGGAGAGUGCACCAAUGUAUGGCAAGAAUGCGUCGAGCGACCCCGAGCAAGCAACGCUGCUUGGGCGUCCCGUCUCCAGUGCAUCGUGGGCUGCUACGAGACCGAUGACGGCGCCAAUUUGUACGCCGUCAAAUGGGACGGCUACGCGUGUCCGACGUGGGAAAGCGAAGAGGACCUCUCCAAUUACGGCUGGUUGAUGGCCGAGCAUGAUGAGACUUGCCGUUGCGCGCCGCGCCUUCAGAGUCGCUGCGAACGAAACGAGUGGAACGGACGAAGUCGCCGAAAAGCGGGCCGAGUCGCGCCACUUGUUGAUUUGCGGCCGACCGAUGUAGUCUCAACGGCAGAGAUCUAG
Colletotrichum tamarilloi is the source of this 531-nucleotide messenger RNA. RefSeq lists its product as uncharacterized. NCBI's taxonomy places the organism in Eukaryota, Fungi, Ascomycota, Sordariomycetes, Glomerellales, Glomerellaceae. Bases 1 to 531 code for a protein of 176 amino acids. The record is from RefSeq and is a predicted model, not a curated record. The transcript has a single exon.